Molecule: messenger RNA, 609 nt
Organism: Pongo pygmaeus (Bornean orangutan)
Lineage: Eukaryota; Metazoa; Chordata; Mammalia; Primates; Hominidae
Product: myosin regulatory light chain 12B-like
Exons: 1
Coding region: 1-609 (202 amino acids)
Molecular function (GO): calcium ion binding
Source: RefSeq, a predicted model, not a curated record
AUGACACAGCCUUGUACUCUUCGCUGUCACUCGUCAUCUCGCGCAGGGCAGCCCCACUUCUGCUGUUUGGCGCUGGAAUUAAACAACCACCAUGUGGAGCAAAAAGGCAAGACCAAGACCACCAAGAAGCGCCCUCAGCACACAACAUCCAAUGUGUUUGCCAUGUUUGACCAGUCACAGAUUCAGGAGUUCAAAGAGGCCUUCAACAUGAUUGAUCAGAACAGAGAUGGUUUCAUCAACAAAGAAGAUUUGCAUGAUAUGCUUGUUUCCCUAGGGAAGAAUCCCACCGACGCAUACCUUGAUGCCAUAAUGAAUGAGGCACCAGGGUCCAUCGAUUUCACCAUGUUCCUCACCAUAUUUGGUGAGAAGUUAAAUGGCACAGAUCCUGAAGAUAUCAUCAGAAAUGCUUUUGCUUGCUUUGAUGAAGAAGCAACAGGCAUUAUUCAGGAAGAUUACCUGAGAGAGCUGCUGACAACCAUGUGGGAUCGGUUUACGGAUGAGGAAGUGGAUGAGCUGUACAGAGAAGCGCCUAUUGACAGAAAGGGGAAUUUCAAUUACAUAGAGUUCACACACAACCUGAAACAUGGAGCAAAAGACAAAGAUGACUGA